Mesocricetus auratus (golden hamster) is the source of this 300-nucleotide messenger RNA. Its product is annotated as protein SREK1IP1-like. Bases 1 to 300 code for a protein of 99 amino acids. NCBI's taxonomy places the organism in Eukaryota, Metazoa, Chordata, Mammalia, Rodentia, Cricetidae. The transcript has a single exon. The record is from RefSeq and is a predicted model, not a curated record.
AUGAAUUUUGAGUGCCACAAUUUUCUCUGGGUAGACCCCAAAAGAGACAUCGUGUUGGAUGUCAGCAGCACAAAUAGUGUGGACUGCGAUGAAGAAAAUGAAGAAAUGAAGAAAUUGAAGGCUCUGCAGGAAAAAAGAAUAAAUGUAGAAAAGGGGAAGCAAAAGGAAACAACCAGGGAGAAACUUAAAUUGAAGAAAAAGUGGAAAAGGUCUUACUUCAGCUCCACCAAAGAGGACUCUUCAAAUCAAAGGAACAAAAGUAUCAGAAAAAAUACAAGAAAAAGAAAUGAACAAAUUUAA